AUGGCAUCUGAACCCAUCAUGAUGGCCCCCAUUUGUCUAGUGGAAAACCAGGAGGAACAGCUGAUGACCAAUCCAAAGGCAUUAAAGAUCCUUGAGAAUAUUUCUCAGCCUGUGGUAGUGGUGGCCAUUGCAGGGCUGUGUCGGACAGGAAAAUCUUACCUGAUGAAUCGCCUGGCAGGACAGAACCUUGGCUUCCCUCUGGGAUCCACAGUGAGGUCUGAAACCAAGGGCAUCUGGAUGUGGUGUGUGCCUCACCCCACCAAGCCCAACCACACUCUGGUCCUUCUGGACACUGAGGGCCUCGGUGAUGUAAAAAAGAAUGACCCUAAGAAUGACUCGUGGAUCUUUGCCCUGGCUGUGCUCCUGAGCAGCACCUUUGUCUACAACAGCAUGAGCACCAUCAACCACCAGGCCCUGGAGCAGCUGCACUACGUGACUGAACUAACAGAGCUCAUUAGGGCAAAAUCCUCCUCAACACCUGGUGAAGUAGAGGACUCCACCAACUUUGUGAGUUUCUUUCCAGACUUUAUUUGGACUGUUCGGGAUUUCACCCUGGAGCUGAAGAUAGAUGAGCAACCAAUCACAGAGGAUGAGUACCUGGAGGAUGCUUUGAAGCUGAUUCCAGGCAAGAAUCCCAAAAUCCAAGAUUCCAACAUGCCUAGAGAGUGCAUCAGGCAUUUCUUCCCAAAUCGGAAGUGCUUUGUCUUUGACUGGCCAACAAGUGACAAAAAUCUCUUAUCCCAUAUGGAUGAAAUGUCAGAAGACCAGCUGGAUAGUAAUUUCCAGGAGCAAUCAAAAAAUUUCUGUUCCUAUAUCUUUACCAAUGCAAAGACGAAGACCCUGAGAGAAGGAAUCAUUGUCACAGGGAACCGGCUUCAGAAUCUGGUGGCGACCUACGUAGAUGUCAUCAAGAAGGGAGAGAUACCUUGUUUGGAGAAUGCAGUGACAACUCUGGCUCAGCGUGAGAACUUAAUGGCAAAGAAGAAGGCAGCCGACCACUACAGUGAGCAGAUGGCCCGGCGCUUGACGAUCUGCCCAGACACACUCCAGGAGCUGGUGGACGUGCACACGGCCUGUGAGAAGGAAGCCCUUUCAGUCUUCAUGGAGCUCUCCUUCAAGGAUGAAAAUCGGGAAUUCCAGAAGAAUCUUAUGGAUACCAUAGAAAAAAAGAAGGGGGAAUUCUUUCUGCAAAAUGAAGAGGCAUCUGUAAAAUAUUGCCAGGCUGAGCUUACGAAGCUUUCAAAGCCCCUAAUGGAAAGCAUUUCAGAAGGAACCUUCGCUGUACCUGGAGGGUACAAACUAUACCUAGAAGCAAAGAAAAAGUUUGAACUAGACUAUGAACUAGUUCCCCAUAAAGGAUUUAAGGCAAAUGAGGUCCUCCAGCACUUCCUGCUGUCUCAGACAGCAAUAGAGAAAUCCAUCCUGCAGUCAGACAAAGCCCUCACCGAUGGAGAGAAGGCCAUAGCAGUGGAGCGGGCCAAGAAGGAGGAAGCUGAGAUGAAACAGGAGCAGCUAAGAAAAAAAGAGGAGGAGGAAAUGCAAAAGAUGGAAAUGCAACAGAGAAGCUACGAGGAAAACAUAGCCCAGCUGAAGGAGAAGAUGGAGAGGGAUAUAGAGAACCACAGGGUAAUUCUGAAAAGGAUGCUGGAUCAUUACAUGAGGGUCCAAGAAGAACUGCUUAAGGAAGGAUUUAGAAAGAAAUCUGAGGAGCUGAAUAGAGAGAUAAAUCAACUAAAAAAAGAGAUUGAAACAUCUAAAAAAUAUGAGUCAUUCUUGAUUUCAAAAGCGAUUGAUGUAGCUGGGAAUGUGUUAAUUAUUGCACUACCUGAAGUCUUUAAGCUAGUUCGUGAAGGGAAGAAAAUUCUCAACUAAAAAAUUAAAUAGGUUUAAAUUUCUUGUUAAGAAUAUUA
Molecule: messenger RNA, 1910 nt
Organism: Galeopterus variegatus (Sunda flying lemur)
Lineage: Eukaryota; Metazoa; Chordata; Mammalia; Dermoptera; Cynocephalidae
Product: guanylate-binding protein 4-like
Exons: 10
Coding region: 1-1872 (623 amino acids)
Biological process (GO): defense response to protozoan; defense response to Gram-positive bacterium
Molecular function (GO): GTPase activity; GTP binding
Source: RefSeq, a predicted model, not a curated record